Solea senegalensis (Senegalese sole) is the source of this 3176-nucleotide messenger RNA. Its product is annotated as ras-associated and pleckstrin homology domains-containing protein 1-like. The transcript has 4 exons. Gene Ontology annotation, cellular component: cytosol; plasma membrane. The record is from RefSeq and is a predicted model, not a curated record. Lineage: Eukaryota; Metazoa; Chordata; Actinopteri; Pleuronectiformes; Soleidae. The annotation marks the transcript as partial.
CACCCACAGAUCCAGAAGAAGUCUCAGUACAUCAAGUAUCUCUGCUGCGACGAUGUCAGAAACCUCCAACAAUGGAUCAACAGCAUCCGCAUUGCUAAGUAUGGGAAGCAGCUGUACAUCAAUUACCAGGAAGCAAUGAGGAGAACGGAGGCGGCCUACGAUUGGUCUUCACUCUCGUCUUCUUCCAUCAAAUCAGGAUCCAGCUCCUCCAGCCUCCCAGAGUCCCAGUCCAACUCCAGCCAAUCAGACAGUGGCGUUUCAGAGAUGACUUCCACAGGCCACACCCGCUCGCAGAGUGUCGUCAGCUCCAUCUUCUCUGACGCCUGGAGGAGAGGAACGCAAGGAGAGAUGAUGAGGAUGGACUCUAUCAGUAGGCCCAUUCCUAUCCAGAUCCCCAGCCUCUCCCAGCAGCCUCUUCCGCUCUCUCAGCCUCAGACUCCGCCCUCCAGGUCCAGCUACACUGAGGGCCUCGUCCCAUCUGAGGAUUCCUCACCAUCACCGCCGUCGCCCCCUAUACCUCCUCCUCCUCCACCCAUCGCAAGUGUGGCCCAUCAGACGGCACCAACUUCCUCCUCAUAUGUCAAGUACAGCACGCUGGCUCGCCUGCAGAACCAGAACCAGGCCAGGACACCACUGCCAGGACUAACGCUAUCCGCCCAGUCCGCCAAAACAAAUUAUAAUACUCUUCCAACUGUUUAUACCACCUCCCCUCAGUUACCACCAUCCCCUCCACCACCUCCUCCACCCACCGAACCGGCUCCAGGCUCAGCCAUGGCCGCAUUGAAAUUUGGUCCACCGAGCCCUUCCUCUGUUCUGCCACCCCCACCCCCGCUGGAGGAAGAGGAUCACGAUCCCAACUUCCUUCCACCACCUCCUCCUGAAAGCCUGGAGACCAACGGGUUGCCACCUCCUCCUCCUCCAGAGCCCAUCCUCAAUGCCUGUACUCAACUUUCCAACUCUGGCCUCCAACAGUUCCUGUCACAGAAAUUCCCCAACAUGGUGUACGACUUUGCCCUGUCAGUACCUGAUGAGAAUUCUCCUCCUCCUCCUCCCCCUCCUCCAGGAGAACUUUCUCCUCCCACAUCCCUGCAAGUGCACCGGCCUCUGUCGCCCAGUGCGCCCCCUCCUGCACCUCCCAAAACAUUCACUGUUGGAUUUUUUCCACCGCAAACUGCUCCCAAACCUUCUGGCCCUUCAUCUCUUCCUCUUGCCCUCUCACCUGUGUCACCAUGUCCACCCAACAGCAGCCAUGGACCAUUUAAAAAGCAGCAAAGUUUCUCAACAGGACAUUCGCCAAACCAGCCACCUCCUACUCUUCCAAAGCAGCACAGCCUCUCCUCCAAAAACCUUGCCCUCUCCCCUUCUGCGUCUUCUUCUUCUGUCUCCAUUGCAGCUGCUACCUCUUCUUUGGUCAAACAGAUUGUCAAUCAGUUCCCAGGUAAUGCGUCCACCUCCUCUCUUCCUUCCCCCAACUCCAUUGAUGGAUACAAGUUCUCCGCUCCUCAGUCUCCUCCAGCAGUCAAGGCCAAACCAAAGUGGCAGCCAGGAGGAGUGAUGGGUCCACAGUCCCCAGAGUUUCCACCACCUCCUUUUGACAGCUCUGUAGGAGACUUCCCCCCUCCUCCAUCUGCAUCUUCCUCCAAGACAGGCUCCCCUAUAAAGAAGUCACCCUCCACCUCCUCCACAGGAUCCAACAAGCGAGGGCCUCCACCAACGCCACAGAGAGCCUCUUCCAUGCGUGCCAAUUCAGGCGACACGCAAGAGGAGAGGCCAAAGAAGGUGGAGAGUCUGGUCAACAAAUUUGGCCAAGCUCCUCAGACAGGAACCUCGUCCAGCUCCUCGUCAGCAACCGGUUCUCCUUCAAAAGAUUCCUCUACACUUCCCGCUCCGCUCCCUAAACCAGGGAAGCUGAACUUGGCAAACCUCCCAUUGGUGCUCCAGGGGCUGCAAACAGGCCAGCACCAUCAGCCUACAGAUUUCACCACACCGCCUCCCCCACCUCCGCCCUCCCAGCCUCCCCACGUUGACUCAUCUCCCGACUACUUCCCACCUCCCCCCAGUGACUUUGAGCUCUUCCCACCUCCUCCUCACCCGUCAGAGUUUCAUCAUCCCCCUAAAGUAGCCGUGGUGAAUCCGCAGCCUCAAAUGCAGCAGCAGCAACAGUCAGCGACAUCCAUUUUAUCAUCGUCAUCGUGGAAACAAGGCUCGCUGAAAAAAGGGGCGGUCCCUCCUCCGUCGCUAAGCCGGCGGACGAGCAACACAUCCCAGUACGACAACAUAAUUUCACUUCCCAUCUCUCCACCACCUCUGUCCCAGACGCCGCCGCCGUCUCUGUCCUCUUACUCCUCUUCCUCCUCUCCUGUUCCACCCACCUCCCCAAAAUCAGCAGGGCCCAGCUCCCUGACACUAAAGCCCCACUUCCUGGAGGACCUGAACCGCACGCUCAAGAGGAAGUCGAUGUCUCGCCAUGGCUCGCUCACCUCUACCCACCUCAUACCUUCCUCAAAGAUGGAGCCCAUGGGCACCAUGGACGACAUGGCGCUCCUCCCGCCGCCGCCCCCCGAGCUCAUGCAGCAGCAGCAGCAGCACGGUGUCCGAGGACAGUCCCACACGUUGUCUCGCCACCACUCGCACUCCCAGUCCGCCAAACACGCCAACAUCUCAGGCUAUGCAACGCUGCGGCGAGGUCCGCCUCCCGCUCCUCCGAAAAGGGACCAAAGUACUAAACUGACCAGUGACUGGUAGAGAGCGGGGGACACUGGGGUGGAGCCUAAAACAAAUGAACUAUGACUAUUUAGGUCUUGAUAUUCAAUGUCUGUCUUGACUUGUUCGUCUCUCCUCAUCCUUAACCGUCCACCAUUGGAUUUCUCUGAGCAAGUAGCAAGCGAUGUUUCCUACUCGUAACCGCAGAUAACAAACUGUUCCUAUUAUUAUCCUCAUUAUGAAUAUCAUUACCCGUACAUGUUUAACCCAAUGACAUGAGUUAAAGAAUAUAUAUAUAUGUAUAUAUGCAGUAUAUAUACAUGUAUAUCUGUAUACAAGCAAGCCAGAAAAAAAAAAUCACCUAUCAAGCUUUUUUCACGACGUCUCCGCUUUGCAUUGAAAAAAAUAUACAAAAAGACGAGACUUGAACGGCAACAGAGACAAUGUGCUGCGGAAUAACUGGUACUGCAUGG